GAUUUGUGCAUGCUGUGUGUAUCUUCUCCGACAGAGCAAAGGGGAUUUUCUAGGGUGUUUACUUGUCACGAGAACAAUAUCCAAGCGCGCACAUCUCCGCUUGUAGCCCAGCGUGCGGCGGUAACGUAGCAGCUAGAAGAAAAGCUAGGCGUAGAAGAAGAAGAAAAGGCGGAAGAGCAGCGGAUGUUUUGGUAAACAGUUGGCAUUAGAGACUUUGCAUGGUCACUGAAAACCAUGUCUGCUCUUCGAAAUGACCUUCAUAGGAAAAUGUCCAAAAAGUCAAAAAAGAGAAGGCGCAAGAAGUUGUCUUCAUCCUCCAGUGAAGAAGAUGAGAAGGCAUCCAAAGAACAAGAUGUCACCAAAAGUUUCAAAAGUGUCAAGAGGAGGCGAGAGAGUUGUGCAGCGAAACAGGAAAAUUCUGUUUCUUCUUCUAUUAAAGAAGAUUCCCAAAGCACCCGCCAGAUCAAAAAGCCUGUCUACAGACUAGCAAAAACACAAGCAGCAGACCAGAAACCUGUUAAUAAGGCAGAAGAAUGUACAAAAACAAAAAGUGUCUCUUUGCUGUUCCAUGGGGGAAAUUGCUCUCGUAAAGAAAAGCAUUUUAUUUCAGGGAAACAUAAUACUGUCAGUGGGAGUAAGACUAUGGAAAAGGGACCCUCAAAAGCUUUGAACACCGACACUCCAGGUACAGUUCCUCAGAAAACAGAGAGGAUCUCUAAAGGUAGCAUAGAUGAAAAGUCUUCCCAGCGGAGCCAAUCAAAAUUAACCAAGCUAAUGAGUCCCAGUUUGGUUUUUGCUGAGCAGAAAGAACAGAGGCAGAAUGUAAAGAAGAAGAAGAAGUGCAGAGCUGAGGAACCACGAAGGACUGGAAAUGACAGCAGCACUAAAAAGAUCAGGAAACCAAGCAAGACUUCCUCCGCUUCCAAAGAUUCUUCAAGGCAGAAGAGAAGGGAGGUGGUCAAACAGAUGUGCCAAAGGGAUCAAGAAAAGGACUUUAAGGCCAAAAGGAGACUGUAUACAGAAGCAAAAUCUCCCUCUGCCUCUACCAGAACUCUGUCCUUCACUUCAGCCAAGCACACUACCUCAGAGAGUGACUCAAAGGUGUUGAAGAAUGUCACUUCAUUCCCGAGGAGUGUCACAUCAGUGACACAUAAGACAGCUAGUUCAUCAUCUUCUCAACAAAAAAUAGGUUCUGUCACACCAUCUCUACCUCCCAAAUUUAAGAUACCAAAAAAGGUUCAACCAAGGCCAGUAGAUAGCACUGGUAAUGACAACGAUGCUGUUUCUGCAAACAGAAACUGCAAACAUGAGACUGAGCUUUCAGACUCUGGGGACUCAGUAAGAAACUUCAAGUCGGAGAUGGUCCAACAUCAUCACAACUAUUUGGAUGAAACUCUCAGUUUUUCAUCUGAAGGACAAGAUAAGAGGUCAUCCUUGUCUGACCAACUCCCAGCUGUGUGCGAUGCUGCCACUGAGCUGCGGUGUGACCAGAUGCAAGUAGUUGAAGAGCUUCACCUUGCCCGCACUGAGAAGAAAUUGGAGGUGAAUGUAAUGCAGAGCUAUGGUGAACUGACCUGUAUGGACAUAGACCCCCCAGAAGAGGGAGCUACAGAUGCAUACUGCAAACAACCCCCUCAGCAAAACCUAAUCCUCGUUCUGGACACCAACAUUCUCCUCAGUCACCUGGAUUACGUGAAAAAGAUCGGGUCUCAUGGCCUUCAAGCCCUGGGCUUCCCUGUUGUCCUGAUCCCCUGGGUGGUUCUUCAGGAGCUGGAUUCCCUAAAAAGGGGGAAAGGCCUGUCAGGUUCCGUGGCACACCUGGCCACUCCCGCCAUCACGUACAUUUACAACUCUUUGAAGAGCCGGGAACCGCACCUCUGGGGGCAGUCAAUGCAGCAGGCCGCCGAGAGCAGCAAUGGUCUGAAUGCUGAGAAUAAUGAUGACAGAGUGCUGCAGUGCUGCCUGCAAUACCAGAAUCUGUACCAAGGGUGUGCUCUGAUCCUCUGCACUAAUGAUAAGAACCUAUGCAGUAAAGCCCUCCUGAGUGGGGUGAAGGCCUUCAGCAAGAAUGAUUUGGAGGCAGAGUUUGGGAGAUCCAGACAUGGCCUUCCCCCUCCGCAAAACAUGUUGCCUCACACAAACCCUCAGAUCUCAUCACCAAUGCUGAGCAGAAGUUGCACACCGACCCAGCCAAAUAGUCAAAAGAGAACAAGCCUUUCUGUAGGACUCGUAAAGAAAUAUAGCCAGCAGCUCGGCGAAGGAGAAGAGAAGACAAAGUGGGACCUGAGCAGAUGUUUUUCUGAAAUGGAAGAUAACCUGCGGCAGGUGCUAUCGGAUGUGUUAGAGGUGGAGAUGAAGGCAGCUUAUGAAGACCUCUGGUUAGAGAUAAUUUAUCUAAAACCCCCCUGGACUCUUCAAGAUGUCCUGCAGUGUUUGAAAAAGCACUGGAUUGCGGUCUUUGGGCACAUUGUCCCACGGAGGAAGCAGCAAAUUGUUUUAAAUCUCAUUGAAUACUUCAACUCAGGUAAAACAAUAGACUGUGGUACUACCUUAGCAGCUCUUCAAGAAGCUAAGGAGCUUGUGAAAGCAUUUGGGAAAAGUUCAAGCCGUGUACCCAGUGCCAUUUCGGUAAUGGACAACAUUUUCAGUAAGCUACAACCUCAGGGGGAAUCUACUGCAUGUGAUGUUGUCAUGAAUGAUGAUGAUGAUGAUGAUGAUGAAGACAAACAACCCGCAUCUGCUCAGGUCUCUCAUCAGGAAGUGUGGGCCCUGUUUGAGACCGUCUGGUUGAAUGUGUGUCAGAUAAGCUUGGAAGUGUUCAAAGCGCUGGGCUUUGACCCUAACACCAUGCAGAGUGUUCAGCCAGUAGGAGGUCCUCCGCCACCACAGGACGCCUUGGCUUGUUUGCACAAACUGUCCUCCAUGGUCUCACAGCUGCUCCAAGCCUUCAGCAGUGUCUUGUCCUCAGCCCCUAGUUUUGAAGACGUCCAGACACUGCUCAGCAUCAUCCACUCAAAUAAGAUUGUUAAUGUGGAUUCCAGAUUGACAGCCAUAGACCUACUUGAUUGUUUCUCACAACAGGACUACAGGGAGAAGCUAAGAGUUGGAGGGGCCCAGUUAAUGGAGCUAAAAGAGGCCCUGGAUCGCUGUGUUGCGGCCACGGGUCAAAACAUCACCUUCACCUCAUCGCCCUGAGGGGACCAGUGUCAGGAAGUUUGCACAUCGGACAAACAGAUUCCUUGAACAAAGGGAUAUCCUUUCCUUCAGGUGAAAACUGUAAGUUAAAGGGAUGUUUGCUUUUAUUUUGCCUCCCGUGACUGUGCCUGUGUACAUGUUUAAUUCCCAUGUAUAAAAAUGUUUCUUGUGACAGACAAUAUUGUUCUGUUUCCCUGAAUGAAUGGAUGUCUAUUGGUGGAUCUCCAUUAUUGUAAAGGGUAAAACAUUCGUUAAAAGGAGCUUGUAUUUUCUGUAUCAGGCUGUUUUUCAGUAGUUUUCCGAUAUUCGUUCAGCUAUUUUACACUCCUUCUCAUAUCUCCUGGCAAAUGAUCACAAUUGAGCAGGGAUUUUUCAUCUUUUUUUAUAUUUCAGGUGUUAUUUAUUUCAGCAAGUCUGUCAACAUUUGUGCAGAUAAAAUAUUGUAUUAUUUUGAUUAAAACUGAUUAGUUAAAUUAAAGCACUGGUUUUCAUUAUCGUUAUCUAAAUUUUUAUAUUUGCUUUUUCAUAGUUUGUUACAUAGUGCAUACAAAGAAUUUGGGAUAUUUAUUGUUUUUAGACCAUUUGAAUGUGUAAUGAUGCAACAUUGUCUGAAAUCCAAACUACCCCACUCCCAGCCCACUGUGACGACUGACAGAUUUCUUUUUUUAUGACUAUACUUAACUACAUUUUAAUGUCUUUUUGCUAUUUUUCAACCCAGACCCCAUUAAAUAGUUGUUUUCCCAUUUCAACUUCACCAAAAUAAAUCUUCAGUUUAAAAAAGCUUAAUGCAGCUUCUCACUGUGCUUAAAGGAAUAGUUUGAUUUAGUGGUAAAUAUGCUAAUUCACUUUCUUACUCAGAGUUGGAUGAGAGGAAUGACACCUCUCUUAUAUCAGUCAGUUGACUAUGAAGCUACAGCGAACGAGAAGAUUAGCCGAGGAAGAAAGCUACAUCUGCCUACCAGCUCACUAACUAACACGUUACAUCUUUUUGUUUAAUCCGUACGAAAACCAAAGGGAUUUUUCCCUCGCGGUUUGUACUGAGAAUGCUAUGUGACCGAAUCAGAGAGUAACCAAUGGAGGGCUAAGGUCACAGACAGUGCACAUAGCCCCCCCUCAAAUCAAACUUGUCAUGGUUUGACACCCUCGUAUUAUCAUACUGACUAUCCUCUGACCAUUAGAUUUCAAAAUCAUGAUUUUUGAAAGCCAAAACAUUUUCCAUUUGAACUUCCCAAGUGUCCAAACGAGAAGCUGCCACACAAUUGCUAAUUUUUUGAACACUAAAGCUGUUGGUGAGGUUGUGCUUCGUUUAAUCAUAAAUGAUAGAAAACCCCCUUUUAAAUUCAGCCUAGGUUGAAAACCAGUGAGCCCACAUUUUCAGCUUUUUGCUCAUUUUGUUGAUUUUUACAAGUAGAAGUGUAAAUUAUUGGAGAACACAGAAUAUAUUUCAAGUAAAACAGUUGCAUGUUUUCAACAAGAAAUUAAAUGUUU
This is a messenger RNA of Xiphias gladius (swordfish), 4683 nucleotides long. It is a transcript of the gene swt1, whose product is annotated as SWT1 RNA endoribonuclease homolog. The transcript is spliced from 17 exons. Gene Ontology annotation, cellular component: nucleus. Bases 235 to 3195 code for a protein of 986 amino acids. The record is from RefSeq and is a predicted model, not a curated record. NCBI's taxonomy places the organism in Eukaryota, Metazoa, Chordata, Actinopteri, Istiophoriformes, Xiphiidae.